Messenger RNA from Phaeodactylum tricornutum CCAP 1055/1, 927 nucleotides. Its product is annotated as 2-deoxy-D-gluconate 3-dehydrogenase. The record is from RefSeq and is a predicted model, not a curated record. The transcript has a single exon. Gene Ontology annotation, cellular component: membrane. NCBI's taxonomy places the organism in Eukaryota, Bacillariophyta, Bacillariophyceae, Surirellales, Neidiaceae. Gene Ontology annotation, molecular function: oxidoreductase activity. The coding region runs from base 1 to 927 and encodes 308 amino acids.
AUGACUCAGUCGAAGCCAUCUUCCAAGCAUUGUCAAGGUAACCGGGAACAUAAGAUGAGGAAAUCUGUACGGGCGUCUGCUGCCGCCGAUUUCAAUACCAAGUCAGUCUUUCUGACUGGCGCAACGGGGGGACUUGGAAAAGCACUAGCACUUCAGCUUUCCGAAUGUGGUGUAAGGUCCUUAAUUUUGUCAGGACGGAGUGAAUUGGCGUUGGAAGGACUUGCCAAAGAAUGUCGUCAAGUUUCUAGCAACCCUAUAUUUGAAUUACACACAGUCGUUUGCGACUUGUCCGAUCCAGAGCAAGUAAAAAUGGCAGCAGCAAGAGUUUUGGAUCUUGCACAACCCACAGGGAUUGAAGUGCUUAUAAACAAUGGAGGGGUCUCUUCACGAUCGCGGUUCGUUGAUACGUUGCCCGAUGUUGAUCGGAAGGUUAUGCAGAUAAACUUUCUUGCAGGCGCUUAUUUUGCAAAAGCGGUGACACCCGCAAUGAUUCAAAAUGGGAGCGGUCAAAUCAUUUGGAUCAGUUCUGUCCAGGGUCUAGUCGGCAUUCCGAAUCGAAGUUCAUAUGCAGCUUCCAAAUUUGCGGUCCAAGGCUACUGCGAAAGUAUACGAGCAGAAUUGGCCUCCUCCGGAGUCUCCGUGCAUACCAUUUCGCCUGGAUAUAUAAGAACAAAUCUUUCCAAAUCCGCUAUCACUGGAGAUGGCGGAAAUCAUGGAAAGAUGGAUGAGACCACGGCGGCUGGUGCAGAUCCAUAUGACGUAGCGGUCCAAGUUCUUGAGUCCUGCUCAGCUAAUCAAGCAGAAUUGGUGGUUGCAGCCGGGACCUCGGCCAAGGCAGCGAUCUGGAUGAGGCUACUUUGUCCACGAAUGCUUCAACGCCUCCUUGUCAAACGGUACGAGAAAAGCCAAAAGGAGAAAAUGGAAUGA